Lactuca saligna is the source of this 813-nucleotide messenger RNA. The record is from the annotation of a GenBank genome assembly. NCBI's taxonomy places the organism in Eukaryota, Viridiplantae, Streptophyta, Magnoliopsida, Asterales, Asteraceae.
AUGAGCGGAGGAACCAAAUACCAUUUCGACGAACAGAAAGAAAAACCCACUGAAGAUGAUAGCUCCGCUCCCGUUUGUUCCUCGGCGGCCAUCUUCUCCGUCGACACGUUGCCAUCGCCACCCGUCUCCGCCCAGCUCGCCUUCUUCUCCGGCGCAUCUGCCUUCCCUGCCUCUUUGCUCGAUUCUUCCCCAAAAAGUUAUGUUGUUGUAGUGUUCACUUUAAAGGUUAUAGGAAACAUGAUAAUGAGCUUAGAGCCUGAGGGUGAAGAGCAAGAGAAAUUUCGAGAUUAUUUCAAGAUCAUUUCUUCUGGUGAAGAGCAAGAGAAAUUUCGAGAUUAUUUCAAGAUCAUUUCUUCUUCCUUUGCAUCCUUGCCUUUUAAUAUACCAGGGACUGCCUUCUAUCAUGGCACGAAGGCACGGGAUGGGAUGUUUGAGAUGUUAGACACGAUAAUAGCAAGAAGAAGAAAUGGAAGUGAUUUGCAACAAGAUUUAUUGGGGUCAUUGAUUAAGAAGCAUAUAAAAGAAGGAUCAGAAGGAAAAGAUGACGAUGAAAAACUAACGGAUGCACAAAUGAAGGACAACGUAUUAACACUGCUAAUUGCAGGUCACGACACGACAUCGCUGCCCUUACAUGUAGAAAAUCAAGCAGCCUUGGAUCAACUCAAAGAGGAACAUAUGGAAAUCCGGAGCAAGAGGAAAUCUGGAUCAACUCUCACAUGGUCAGAAGUCAACAACAUGCCUUAUACGACAAAAAAACAAAAUAAAAUCAAUUGGAGUCUAAACAAUUAAGGAAGCGGCAUACCCUGCCGGUUG